Messenger RNA from Suillus discolor, 2317 nucleotides. RefSeq names its product DHHC palmitoyltransferase-domain-containing protein. NCBI's taxonomy places the organism in Eukaryota, Fungi, Basidiomycota, Agaricomycetes, Boletales, Suillaceae. Gene Ontology annotation, cellular component: Golgi apparatus; endoplasmic reticulum. Gene Ontology annotation, biological process: protein targeting to membrane; peptidyl-L-cysteine S-palmitoylation. The record is from RefSeq and is a predicted model, not a curated record. The coding region runs from base 181 to 2130 and encodes 649 amino acids. Gene Ontology annotation, molecular function: protein-cysteine S-palmitoyltransferase activity. The transcript has 7 exons.
GUGCACAUCGUGUGGACGUCGACGCUCUCAACGUUCUACUCGAGUCUUACACCUUCCUUUCUCUACCGCACUCGCCGUUCUCACUAGUUGAGACAUCUGACCAGAAUUGUUCCAAGUUGCACUCUAUAGAGUCACCAAUUAGUAACAGCGGGCGACCAGCUUCUGUUAAAUAAUACUUCCAUGGCUUCAUCGCCACAGUUCUCACUUUCUUUCUCCCUAUCUUCCUCGAGCUCUGCCAAUGCUCCAAAGAAGCAGAGUCCUGCUCACUUACCACUGCCGUCAUCAAACUUCAGCGCUGCCCCCGUACAGCGCCUUCAGGACAGCGUGCAGGCUCUUCAAAGGUCUGCAAGCUUGGGUUCAAAAUCAGCAAGUCUACACAAUCGUUCCAUAUCUAAUGCUGCUACUCUCAAACCAGCUUUUUUGCCUCGUGGUCCCCGAGACUAUCCCUUGUCAUCUCCUCCGACUGUUACCACUUUUCAGCUACCUCAAAUCCCAAUUCCAAGUACAACUCAUGCAGGUGGCAUCCUACCCUCCUCCUCAUUCUUUCACCCUUCUAGACCAGUCCAUUCUCGCCCUUCAUCAUCCAUAUCCUUGACCUCUAAUGAUAUCCUUCCUAAUUUCCAUUCGGCUCCCCUCGAUCAACACCCUUUAUCUAGCUUGACUACCCGUAUCUCUCACGAAUCUGACCUGAGGAGCUAUGGCGAUCCUGCUUCCAUAAGAGACACAAAUGGUCAACUAUCUAAGCGGCUAAAGCAAAGUCGUGAACCUCUACUUCCCCUUAACAACAAGCACGUCGUUGCAAGUGCUAGCGCUCCCGUUCGCACUUCCAUGCACUUAGAUCCUUCUUACAAGAUAACUAGUACAAAUCGAAUGCGAACCAGUUUCGAACGCAUGUUCCGCGGUCUCAGCUUCGAUAGCAUACGGAGAUCUAGUAGUAGCCUCGGCCAUACUAUGAGUCCUCGCUUAUCUUAUGCAGAAGAGCAGCCACCUGUCGAUAACUUAUCACCCCCUCCACACCGUGUAAAAUCUUCUCCUUCUCCGCCACUCAUUCGCAUUGCUUCUAGCAACUCUCGAUCAUUCUCUCCAACUCCAAACCACGUCUUUAUAUCAGUCCCUCCUGAUAAUCAUGUGCCACUCUCUGCGAUGCCCAGUGUUCCUAUGCAACGCGUAUACCAGCGACAUCCUUCAAAUAAUCGAUUCUUUUGCAGCGGCCGGCUGCUUACAGGUGGUGAUUCUCCUUGGGCUUUCAUUGCGUCUCUCACACUCGUGCUUGGUCUAUCUGGCGUCUGGUUUGGAACAACAUGUGUAUGGUAUUGGCAUAAUGCAAGUCCCGCUAUCGCGGCAGUGGGAGCAUACAUGACCUUGUUGACUGUAUCCUGCAUGCUGACCACGGCCUGUCGUGAUCCUGGCAUCUUACCUCGCAAUUUAGACCCAGAUCCGCCUUUUCCUCCUACGUCACCUUCAGAUGAUGCUGUCAGGCAACCUUUGCCUCGGGAUCUCAAAGUACGUGAUGAGAGUGUGCAUACCAAGUACUGCUUGACGUGCAAAACGUAUCGCCCACCUCGCUCUAGCCAUUGCAAAAUGUGCGAUAACUGUGUCGAUGGGUGUGAUCACCAUUGUCAGUGGGUGAACAACUGUGUUGGACGGCGCAAUUACACCUUUUUCUUUGCGUUCCUGGUGUCUGCUGUGUUGACCCUAUGCCUCGUAAUCUGCACAUCCGCCCUACACCUCUAUCUUCUUACUCGCCGAGAUGGUAUCAAAUUCAGUAGUGCGUUGAGGGAAGGCGCAGGCAGUGCUGUGGCAUUCUCGUUGGCUAUCACUGUUGUAUGGCCAGUCAUGGCCCUCCUCGUCUAUCACAUGAGGCUAUUAUUGCUAAACAUUACUACUAUUGAACAAAUCAGAAACCAAGCGCACAAAUCUCUUGUACCAGGUCCCGCACCUCCCAACCCAUUUUCAUAUGGCUCAUGGCGACACAACCUCAUGGAAGUGUUGUGCCGACCAGCAGGAUUUUCAUGGCUCGAUGCUCAUGCUCCUGUUACUGAAGAUAAGCGGCGGAUAAACCCUGGUCUUGAGGAUGCUUGCCCGAGGUGGGAAGAGACAGACACUAGAAGAGCUGGGGAAGCGAUUUGAAAUUGGAAUUACUUGGAUCCCUUGCAAUUCGAUUUUUGACUUGCGCUGCGCUUCCAAAUGUUGGAAAACCGGGGUGACAUGAUACACCUUGAGUGUGAGCAAACUAUGAAUGGUGCGAAAGGAGGAUUUUUGACCGCGGAGGUCAUUAUGAAAAGUUGGUUGAACGUGGAUUCAUGUGAACUUUUAA